Thecamonas trahens ATCC 50062 is the source of this 936-nucleotide messenger RNA. Its product is annotated as xanthine phosphoribosyltransferase. Bases 16 to 897 code for a protein of 293 amino acids. The transcript has a single exon. The record is from RefSeq and is a predicted model, not a curated record. Lineage: Eukaryota; Apusomonadida; Apusomonadidae.
AUUUCGUUGGUGUCUAUGUCGAAUACAAGCUCUGCACAAGGUGCUAGCAGCAGCGAGGACGGAGGUCAGCCGGCCGGUGCGGCAGUGGAGGCUGGCGCUGGUACGGGUGUGGAGACUGGAGCUGGUACCGAGACUGGAGUUGGAGCAAUGGUAGAGGUGGCGACGGGCGAGGAUGAUGGAGCCGGUCCGGUGAACAAGAAGCGGAAGCGUGGCGAGGAUGUGGGCAAAACGGGCGAGACGACGGCGGGCGAGGCCGUGUCGGCGUCGCCGGCUUCGACGACGCCCAACUUGCGGGUUGAUGGCUUUAUGUCGCACAGGGUCGAUACCAUGGCCAUGUACAUGUGCGGCGAGACGAUUGCGCAGCGGUUUGCCGAUGCAGGCAUCACCAAGGUGGUGACGGUCGAGACGGCCGGCAUCGUGACUGGCUUUGUCGUCGCGACCUGCCUCAACAUUGACCUUGUGUACGCUCGCAAGAAGCUGCUCCGUGGCCCUUUGCCGGCGUCGAUCAUCACCAAGCCAUACCGCCGCAAAGGCGCAGCGCUCCCGGGCAAGCUCUACCUCUCAUCCGAGUACUUUGAUGCCUCGGACGUCGUCCUCAUCGUCGACUCGUUCCUCGCCACCGGCCAUACCAUCCUCACCCUCGCCGAGAUGGUCAAGGAGACCGGAGCGACGGUCGGCGGUGUGGCGUGCAUGAUCGAAAAGGCGUGGAAGGCCGGUCGGCAGAGCCUGGCCGCCGCAGGCAUCUCACCCGUUGAGUCGCUAGUCGUCAUCGAGACCAUGGGCUUUGACACCGAGUCUAUUGUCUUUGCGUCCGAUGCCCGCGAUACCGUCGCCGGUGAGCUCCUGGUCGAGAACAUUGUCAAGAUGGCUGACGUUACUCCGGGGUACGAUGCGUAGCAGGUGAAGGGGAAGGAGACAGAGAAUGAGAGAGAGAGA